AUGCGGGAAAAACUGCGUAGCGAGAUGCUGAAAACGGGUAACCAGCUUCGGCUUGAAAUGGGCCUACGGGGUGAGCGCAGGAAACAGGAAAAGGCAACGUUGAAAAGUCAGGCGGAAGAGUUGGACAAUGCUGCCCUCAAGGUACACCGUGACCGGGAGGAGGAGAUGAAAAAAGCGGAAGUGGUGAACAAUCGUGACGAGGCGGAGGAAACGUUCCGAAAGUACGAUUCAAACCAGAAUCAAAUGCUCGAGCUGUUUGAACUGCAAACUCGGAUCGUGUUCGACAAGAACCGUGACGGUGCGGUAACGGAAGAUGAGGCACGCAUUCCGGACUGUUCAAAGCACCGGGCGGAAACCAUGAAGAGCAGGAGGUGGUUGAAGAAGCGGAACUACAAUCGGAAGGGAUGUACGAUUUGGAGGGUAACGAAGCCAACGAUCAAACCGGGCAAGACGGGCAGUACGGGGAUGAGGAAUAUCAGCGCUUCAACGCCCACGAGGAGGAUCACGAGGCUUUGGACGAGCACGACGGAAGAAGAUGAAGGCGACGAUGUUGGCGAGGGAGAGAUUGAAGAAGCGGCACGGGAAGCAGCCGUAAAACCGGCAGUAAAGUAUGAUCCCGUCACGCAGGAUCUGAUUUACAAGGCGCUUCGAUCGCCUUGUUAA
Molecule: messenger RNA, 663 nt
Organism: Anopheles maculipalpis
Lineage: Eukaryota; Metazoa; Arthropoda; Insecta; Diptera; Culicidae
Exons: 2
Coding region: 1-663 (220 amino acids)
Source: RefSeq, a predicted model, not a curated record